UCAAGAUGUCGGACAAAAUCAACGUUUUCCCCUCUCGAAUGGCCUUGACCAUUAUGAAGGCCAGAUUAAAAGGUGCUCAGAAAGGUCACAGUUUAUUGAAGAAAAAAGCAGAUGCCUUAACUCUUCGAUUUAGAAAUAUUUUAAAGAAGAUUAUUGAGACUAAAAUGUUAAUGGGAGAUGUCAUGAAAACAGCAUCAUUUUCUCUAGCAGAGGCUAAAUUUGCUACAGGAGACUUAAAUCAUAUGAUAUUACAGAAUGUUACUAAAGCUCAAAUUAAAGUUAAGAGUAAAAAAGAAAAUGUUGCAGGUGUUAAUUUACCAAUAUUUGAACAUUAUCAAGAUGGGGCUGAUACAUAUGAACUAACUGGAUUAUCUCGAGGUGGACAGCAAAUUGAUAGAUUAAAAAAGAACUAUGCUAAAGCUAUUCAGUUAUUAGUUGAAUUAGCUUCUUUACAAACCUCAUUUGUAACAUUAGAUGAAGUUAUUAAGAUAACUAACAGACGUGUUAAUGCUAUUGAACAUGUUAUUAUACCAAGAAUAGAAAGAACAUUAAGUUACAUUAGUACUGAGUUAGAUGAAAGAGAGAGAGAAGAAUUUUACAGGUUGAAGAAAGUGCAAGAAAAGAAGAAAGCUUUACGUAAAAUAAAAGAAGAUAAGAAAGCUGAAGAAAAAGCUGCUGGACAAUUCAUUGAAAGUUCUAAUUUAUUAGCAGAAGAUUAUGAUGAAGAUUUAUUAUUUACAGAUUAGGAUUAGAUUAGGAUUAAUAUAUUUAUAGAUCUAUUAUUAUACAUAUACUGAUAUAGCUUAUUAUAUUCAACUUAGUGGGACAAUUCAUAAUUUCCAGUUAUUAUGAUAAAUAUGUGAUAUAUUGGAAUGUCAUACAUAGAUGACACUUAAAAUAAAAUAGUGAAUUAUUAUGUAGGACAGUAAUAAUUAGUGAGUAAAUUAAUCAGUCUCACCAAAUCAAAAGCUUAUUAAAUUAUAGAAUAUAUUACCAUAAAACAAAUGGUAGCAUUUAUAAAAAGAUAUCAUGAUUUAUUUUAUGAUAAUUUCCUUUUUUUUCAUUGAAUGAAGAUAUUUUGUAUGUAUGAGGUAUGAUUUUGUUAUGUUUAAAAUGUGUUAUAUGUUUUAUCACAAUACAUGUACAUAAGUAAUGCGCUAUAUUCUGUCAUAUCUUAAGAAAUUCCAUUUUACAUGUAUAUUCAGUAGAAAUAUAAUAUACAAGUUUGUAUUUGGAUUUUUAUGUUUAGUUUCUAUAGAAUAUUUGUAUCAAGUAAUGUUAGAUAUGCAACUUACUUCUCAGAUAUUACAAAUAUAUUUCAAAAACACAAAUAACAGUAAAAUACUGAAUGUCAAAUUAUUUGCAUGGAAGAGUGUAAUGGAGUUUUGUGGAAUGUGGAAUCCUUUAAUAAUCCCAUCUGACCUUAUACAUCCAUAGCUGUAAUUUAAAACAGGGUUUUAAGUGUAGAGCAAGAUGUGAAUACUAUUUAUAUAUGUGGUUAAGGGUUUAUAUAGUUUGACUGUAGAAUAAGCAGUAAUUUAUAUACAUGUAGAUUAUUUAUUGGAAAAUAAUCAAUAAACUGUAUAUCCAUUUGAUUGGAAGUCACUCUCAAGCUACCGUAGCUUUUACAUUUCCGCUGGGUUGAUUUUCGAAUCAUUUUAGUUCAGGCUAAACCAUUGUUCGACCAUUAAAAUGAAAAAUGACCGUCUAGUCAACUACUGAAGGUGUUAUUUCAGUUACAUUUUUGAAAAUAAAAUCCUUAAAUCUU
Molecule: messenger RNA, 1768 nt
Organism: Lottia gigantea (owl limpet)
Lineage: Eukaryota; Metazoa; Mollusca; Gastropoda; Lottiidae
Exons: 7
Coding region: 6-746 (246 amino acids)
Cellular component (GO): proton-transporting V-type ATPase complex
Molecular function (GO): proton-transporting ATPase activity, rotational mechanism
Source: RefSeq, a predicted model, not a curated record